Molecule: messenger RNA, 720 nt
Organism: Vigna radiata var. radiata (mung bean)
Lineage: Eukaryota; Viridiplantae; Streptophyta; Magnoliopsida; Fabales; Fabaceae
Product: transcription factor MYB52-like
Exons: 2
Coding region: 1-720 (239 amino acids)
Biological process (GO): regulation of DNA-templated transcription
Cellular component (GO): nucleus
Molecular function (GO): RNA polymerase II cis-regulatory region sequence-specific DNA binding; DNA-binding transcription factor activity, RNA polymerase II-specific
Source: RefSeq, a predicted model, not a curated record
AUGGCCAUGGAAAAUUCUCCUUCAGCUGCUGAGAACAUGCCCAAUUAUCGUGUUAAUCACUGGAGGCAAGAUGAGGAUCAAAAGCUAACCCAACUUGUUCAAGAACAUGGUCCUCAAGACUGGAAUGCAAUUGCUCAACAUAUACAAGGACGAACUGGGAAAAGUUGCAGAUUAAGGUGGCGCAAUCAUCUUGAUCCUGGUGUUAACAGAAACUGUUUUACGAAAGAAGAAGAAGAGAGGCUGAUUGCAGCUCGAGAGAUUUAUGGAGCAAAAUGGGCAACCAUAGCCAAACUCUUCGAGGGGAGAACCGACAAUGCCUUGAAAAACCAUUGGCACGUUUUGAUCGCACGAAAGCGAAAGGAAGCCAACAAUGGAAGUUUGCAAGACCUGACCAACCGUUCAACUUCUUCCUCUUCUCACCAUCACACAUUGUUUCAUCACAUGAUGAACUUCAACGCUACACAAAGGGCACUUGCACCACUGUCUCCUUUGAACUUUGGAUCAGUGCCAUCCUUCUCAGACUCUUUUCCUUUUGGGCUGUUGAAUCCUGCUGCUUCUUCUGCCGGAAUCAUGAAAAAGGGCUUGUUUCAUAGCUCAUCAUCGCCAUUCACUGAGUUUAAUAAGGCUUCUUCUUCUUCGGACAGAAAGGAACCACAUGACGCUGGAUUCAAGGAUGUUACUUUCUAUGAUUUUCUUGGUGUCGGUGCUGAUGAUGAGUGA